UGGAAAUGAAUAUGGGAAAGUUGUGAGAGGAAGCCGUUGGCGGCAGCAGCUCUGAGAUCAGCUGACGACCAGCUGAUCAGAUCAGCUGACGCACUGGCAGCUGUGAGCCUCCUCAUAUGAUAGGAAGCGUAUUUUUGAAACCGGGAAGUCCCUGUGAUUGCUUGACAUUUCCGGUUAUUUGUCAUGUUGCUUUGCACUAUUUGAUUUGGGAAUUUUCCCAUUAAAGUGACUAGUGAAUCCUGUACCAGCACAAUGAAUGUGAGGAAGGUGGAACGGACAGUUCUCAGCGUGGAACAGUCGGAGGGAGUUGGCGCUCAUGUCCGGAGGAGCAUCGGUAGAAAGGAGCUGAGAAACCUCGAUCCUUUCCUGAUGCUGGAUGAGUUCAGAGUGAGCAAGCCGGCAGGUUUUCCAGACCAUCCUCACAGAGGAUUUGAGACCGUAACCUAUGUUUUAGAGGGGAUCAUAGCCCAUGAAGACUUCUGUGGACAUUCGGGGCGACUGGAAGCUGGAGAUCUGCAAUGGAUGACUGCAGGACAGGGGGUGGUCCAUGCUGAGAUGCCUGUGUCAGAGGAGCCCGUGGUGGGUUUACAGCUGUGGGUGAACCUGCCAAGUCGAGACAAGAUGGUGGAACCGGCGUACCAGGAGCUUAAAGGCUCAGAGAUCCCCAAACCCAGCCAGGGAGGAGUUACAGUCGCUGUGAUAUCUGGAGAAGCUUCAGGAGUAAAGUCUAAGGUCUACACAAGGACACCGACCUUGUACCUGGACUUCAUACUGCAGACUGGUGCCCUGCAUGUGCAGCCAGUGCCCUCAGGAUGGACUACAUUCAUCUACACACUAUCAGGAUCUGUUCAUGUCGGCCCAGAUGAAGAGCAGCAGAAGGUGGAGCCCCAUCACACCGUAGUGUUUGGAGACGGAGACUGCGUCAAAGCAGAAAAUAAGGGCUCUGAAGAUUCCCAUUUUGUGCUGAUCGCUGGAGAACCAAUCAAAGAGCCUGUGGUACAACAGGGUCCAUUUGUAAUGACCACAGAGGAGGAGAUCAAACAGGCCGUCAGUGACUUCAAGACUGCCAAAAAUGGCUUUGAAAGGGCCAAAAACUGGAGGUCCAAGAUCAGAGACUCUUUCUGAACACUUUGCACUCUUGUCCCUGGUGAAAAUGUUUUUCUUACUUGUUUGCUGCUACAGAAGCAUAUUUAUAUUGUAUUUAUUUAGCCUCUACUUUAACUUGUUGCAUGUCCAAAUGCUUCAUGCCUGUUUGCACAGUAGUAGGACAAAUGUGCUUCUAACUGCUCUCCACCCACCUUGUUAAAUCUAACCUGUAUUCAAUUUUCCUUCUGCUGUUUGAAAUAACACAGUAGCACAGCAGUUAUGAAAUUCUUGCUCACAUUGUUGUUAUGAGGAUAAAUUAAUAUACUCUUAAAGGGUGGGUGUGUAGCAUUUAAGAGGAUCUAUUGGCAGAAAACUAUUAUACAUUAAACAACCUACUUAUUGAUAAGAAUUGUUGUUUUUCAUUACCUUAGACUGAGCCGUUUAUAUCGACAUACUUCACGGUCCGUGUUGAACUGCCAGGUUUCUACAGUAGCCCAGAACAGACGAACCAAACACUGGCUCAAGAUAGGCCCAUUUGUUUUCGUGUCAGCCUCCAUAGUUCUUCUUACUCGCUUUGCACACGGGAGAAGUUUCAGCUUUUCCGCUAGAUGUCCCCAAAUCCAACUCAUAAGUAUGAAGAUUUUACCAUAGACUGUAAAUAGGAAGUAAAUAUAGUCACCGUGAUGUCACCCAUUGGUUUGUGGACUGACGUUUUGAAGCUUAGAGUUCGACAUUUUGACUGUUGCAAUCAUGUUUUGUUUUUUUUCGCGACCAGAAGGGACAUGAGAGGUUGGAGCUAAAUGCAAUUGAACGCUGAAUGACACAUUUUCCGGCAACCAAAAUGUUGCAUUUAACUUUCAUGAAGUAAAAACAAUCUGUGAAAGAGUUAAAGUUGUAAGAUCAAAACACGGACAACUCCCAGACCGGAUAACGCCCAGGUUGCAACCUGGCAAUGACAAGAUCCUAAAGCCACAUCCUAAAGCAUAUCCUUCUUUAUGGUCCAUUUCACUCUAAAUGGGACCACAAUUUACUCAAACAUUAUGCUGUAUGAAGAAGACUUAAAACUAGCGAUUGAGACCAUAAACUCAUAUUUACAGUGUUUACUGAGGGAAUAAAUCGGGUGGGAAGUAGGCAUUUCCCCAUAGACUUCUAUACAAUCAGACGUGCUUUUUACAACCAUAGGUGUCGCUUCAUAAUGGCCAUUAGAAAGAAUGCAGGUUUACAGGG
Messenger RNA from Anarrhichthys ocellatus (wolf-eel), 2313 nucleotides. It is a transcript of the gene pir, whose product is annotated as pirin. NCBI's taxonomy places the organism in Eukaryota, Metazoa, Chordata, Actinopteri, Perciformes, Anarhichadidae. The coding region runs from base 253 to 1125 and encodes 290 amino acids. The record is from RefSeq and is a predicted model, not a curated record. Gene Ontology annotation, molecular function: quercetin 2,3-dioxygenase activity. Gene Ontology annotation, cellular component: nucleus. The transcript is spliced from 10 exons. Gene Ontology annotation, biological process: monocyte differentiation.